UGCCAAAACACAAGAACAUUGUGUAACUGACUGUCUGAACACCUUUUUAACUAGAAGCAUAGUGUACAAGAUAGAUAUUGUACCUCAAUAAAUUGUGCACAACAUGUCUCUUCUACGCGUGUGUGCUUCUAAAACAAAACAUAUUUUGACAAAGGGAUUACUCGUGGAGUCGUCUGUUACAGGAUGCUCGCGGACAGUCAGUGGAGCAGCCAAGGACAAAGAACCGCUGCGGAAAGCCAAAACUCCGCAGGGUCGCUUCGACUUAAAUGAAGAGAAAAGCAAGGAUGUCCUCGAAAAGUUCCAAGAUGAUGUCCACCCUGACACUAAGGAGAAAGGGGGCCCCAGAGGCCCUGAGCCCACACGGUAUGGAGACUGGGAGAGGAGGGGACGCUGCAUCGACUUCUAGUAGCACGCAGCGUGAAGAAGAAUUGGUGCACCUAACCCAGUGAAACUGUAAAGCAACAUAUUAUUUCCUCGUGAAAGAAACUCAUGAGUACCUUCAUGUGCACUGUGCAUGCAGCACAGUCACCACUGCUUCCAUUCAUGAUUGUGAUGUUGCAAUAGGCCUACUGUUAUUUGCACAGUUUAAAUGACACUUCUGUCUUGCAAUGUUAUUCCUUCUUGUACAAAGAUCUGAGUGUGAUGAUCAAUAAAUCGUCUGGACAAUA
This is a messenger RNA of Osmerus eperlanus (European smelt), 668 nucleotides long. It is a transcript of the gene sdhaf4, whose product is annotated as succinate dehydrogenase complex assembly factor 4. The transcript is spliced from 3 exons. Lineage: Eukaryota; Metazoa; Chordata; Actinopteri; Osmeriformes; Osmeridae. Gene Ontology annotation, cellular component: mitochondrion. Gene Ontology annotation, biological process: mitochondrial respiratory chain complex II assembly. The coding region runs from base 104 to 406 and encodes 100 amino acids. The record is from RefSeq and is a predicted model, not a curated record.